AUCUACCUAAUCUGUACUUACUUACCUUCAGCGUGGUGGAUACACAUGCUAUAUAUAACUAUUCGGGUGUGAUUCCAUUGUUAUCAGCCAGAAAAUGGAUCAACCAAAAGGAAAAGUUUGUGUGACAGGAGCUUCAGGCUUCUUAGCUUCUUGGCUUGUGAAGAGGCUUCUCCUUGCGGCAUCAUCCCCACUACAUAAAUCUUUGUGUAUUCAUUUUAUAGAUAUUCUUUUAACACUUAUUUCUUGUGAUAUGAUAGGAGGAGAUUUUGAAACCAGCUAUGAGUCUUUGAAGGGUGUGGUCCUCACGUCCUCCUCUUCAACAGUCAGGAUCAGAGAUGAUUUUGAUCCCAAUAUCCCUCUUGAUGAAUCUGUUUGGACCUCUGUUGAACUCUGCAAGCGUUUUCAGGUCUGGUAUGCAUUAUCAAAGACAUUAGCCGAGCAAGCUGCAUGGAAAUUCUGUGAAGAAAAUAGUAUUGACCUUGUCACUGUUCUACCAUCCUUCCUCGUUGGACCUAGCCUGCCUCCUGAUCUGUGUUCUACAGCAUCUGAUGUCCUUGGAUUGCUGAAAGGAGAAACAGAGAAAUUUCAAUGGCAUGGACAGAUGGGGUACGUUCAUAUCGAUGACGUGGCAAGAACCCACAUACUCGUUUUCGAACACGAAGCAGCCGGGGGCAGAUACAUUUGCAGCUCUAACGUUGUCAGUCUAGAGGAACUGGUUUCCUUUUUAUCCACACGUUACCCAUCACUCCAUAUCCCCGAGAGGUUUGAGAAGCUUAACAGGCUGCAUUACGACUUUGACACUUCGAAGAUAAAGAGCCUCGGGCUCAAGUUCAAGUCUCUUGAAGAGAUGUUCGAUGACUGCAUUGCCUCUUUUGUAGAGAAAGGCUAUUUAUCUCAUGUCGUUACAUCACAAUAAAUAAAUAUCAAUAAAAGUGUAGACAAAGGUAAAGAAGAAUGAUCUUAUAAUAAUUAAUAUCGAGAAAGAAAAGUCGGGAGGAUUGUAUAAU
Molecule: messenger RNA, 1007 nt
Organism: Brassica oleracea var. oleracea
Lineage: Eukaryota; Viridiplantae; Streptophyta; Magnoliopsida; Brassicales; Brassicaceae
Product: tetraketide alpha-pyrone reductase 1
Exons: 4
Coding region: 95-916 (273 amino acids)
Molecular function (GO): oxidoreductase activity, acting on the CH-OH group of donors, NAD or NADP as acceptor
Source: RefSeq, a predicted model, not a curated record